AUAUAUUUGACUUGCUUUCUUAAACUAUGAUUUAAAUGCUAUUUAUUUUAUAUUGGGUGUGUUAGAGUAAUACAAACAGAUGUGGAUCUUAUCACAAUUCAGACUAGCAGAACACUGACAUAAAGAUGACUCAGAUUUUAAGAUUUUCGUGUUUGGAGCUCCUCGGCUAGAGAAGAUGACCUGUGCUGACCGACUGUCCUCGAUUCCACAUCUUAGUCAAUACAUUGUUGGGCCUCACACUGCUCAAAAAGAGAAACACAGAGAGUGAGAGAGGUUAAAUUAGUGGACUAAGGGGGUGGGGGACUCAAGAGGGUGUCACUAGCUCCCCCCUUUUUCUUUAUCUCCGCUCCUCUCAUCUCCUUGGUCACAUACACACAUAUCGUUACACCGACGAGGGCUUCAGUCCCGCGAUGGCCAACGCCAGCAGCCCCGAGGAGAGCUCUCCCACCCAGGGCGCCGUAGCGCCGGCGGAGUCUGACCCAAAAAGUAGCGUAGAACCCGGCUCGGCGGAGAAGCCCGAGCCCAGCGAGGCCCCUUGUGACAGAGAGGAUGAGGAAGAAGAGGAAGACGCCGCGGGUCAGAGUGGCAAUCCGGAGUGGGUGGAGGAGAGGUUCAGGAUUAAUAGGAAGAAGUUGGAGAGCAUGUUGUACGCUCCGAAGACUGGAGAUGCGAUGACAGGCGAAGAGUUUUUUGAGAGAGUGAUGAAAGAGACUGACACUCAGGUGAAAUGGCCUUCCAAGUUGAAGAUUGGAGCCAAGUCAAAGAAAGACCCACAUGUCAAGGUGGAAGGGAAGAAAGACAAUGUUUUGGAAGCCAAAAAGAAGAUCUUAGAAGUUCUAGAAACCAGGGCAAACAAGGUGACCCUGAAAAUGGACGUGGCCUACACGGAGCACUCCCACGUGAUUGGCAAAGGUGGCGGAAACAUCAAGAAGGUGAUGGAAGUCACUUCCUGUCAUAUCCAUUUCCCAGAUUCCAACCGCCACAAUGCCGCAGGAGAGAAAAGCAACCAGGUGUCGAUUGCUGGACCUAUCGAGGGAGUGGAAGAGGCCAGGAGGAGGAUCAGAGAUCUACAGCCGCUGACUUUGACGUUCGACCUGCCGGUCAGUCUGGCUCCCCAGAGCCUGCCGGACGCCAGCUCGCCUCUCAUCCAGCAGGUGGCGCAGACGUUAGGGGUCAGCGUGAGUUUCCGAGCCGUGCCUCCGCAGCCUCAGGCGCAGCCCGCCUUCUUCGGGAGCUGCUGCACAGUUUGGGGCCUGCAGGGCAACGCCUCCGCAGUCAAGAAGGCGACUUGCGUUCUGAUGGAGCUGCUGCUGGGGUCAGAUAUAACAGGGAGCGUGGUGAGCAGCCAGCUGGACGUGACCUCGCAGCAGCAUCUCUUCUUGUUGGGGCAGAACGGAGCUCACUUCCUGAGUGUGAUGCACCACACACAGACCCAGAUCAUUCUACCUGACCUCAGCGCACCUCAAAACGUCCCCUCGCUAGUUAUCCAGGGUAGCCCCGAUGGAGUUUGUCUGGCCCGGCAGCAACUCAUGGACUGCCUGCCAGUGUGCUUGAUGUUUGACAUGCGGGAAGAUGCUGAGGCAGAUCCUAGCACGCUCGCUCAGAUGAUGCAAAACCUUGGUGUUUUCAUUAGCGUCAAGCCGAAAGCGAAACAGAGCAACAAGUCCGUGGUGGUGAAAGGUCUCGAAAGGAACAUCCAGUGUCUUUACGAAGCCCGUCGCCUAUUGUUGGGCUUGGAUUCUUGCGAUGCCGCAAAGGAAACCAGUGUGGCGCCUGAUGCCGUUCUGGCCAGCAAUGAGUUGACCAGCUAUUGGCUCAACAUGUUGCUGCAACAGCUGCGUCUUUCGGAACACGGACCUUUACCUUCUCCUGUUCCUGAGGUUCCAAGUGCUACAAAGUCUCGUCCAUCACCUCCACCCGGGUUACCUGCCCCCAAUGAAGAAAGCAGGGCGGUACUGAAGGGAACAGACAGUCGCCCGCUGGAGAAGAUCCUUGAAAACGACGACCAGUCCAGCCAAUCAGAUGACGAAAACUCCAAGGAUAUGAUGAUGAUGACAUCAGCGGAGGAAGCGAUGAACAUCCCCGGUGGCCUCAGGACGACGCUGAUGGGUCGAAGGGGAAGUCUGCAGAGUCCAGAGUUGAUCAAAGUUUUCAACCAGGCUAGACGUCAUUCCACAGGACAGGCGUUUACAUGCAGGUUGCUGAAUGCAGAAACGGAGCGAGGGAAGACGGAGCGCAGGAACAGCCUGAGGAGAGACGUGAUGCUGUCCCGGGAUGUUUGCGUCGACGUCUCAGAAUCGGAGGUUUACGACUAUGAGAAAAAGAAAUUGCUUGCGACCAGAGCGAUGCAGAGAAAGCCUGUGGUGACCGAAGUCCGGACACCCACCGACACUUGGAGCGGCCUCGGCUUUUCCAAAUCCAUGCCAGCGGAGGCUGUAAAGGAAAUGCGCAAUAUCAGUCGUCGCAGCUACAAACCCUACUUGAGCACAAGCAGCAGCCAGUCAUGGGCCAAUCAGAGUGGGACAGCGUCUAACGGGAGCAACUCAGACAACUGGAGGGACAGACGCGGAUCCCAGCCCGCCUCCUCGUCUUCCUCUUCCUCCUCUUCUUCACCGUCCUCCCCACCACCGACCUCCUCCUCCUCCCACUUCCCUUCUUUUGCAUCCAACAGAAACAGAAGCGACAAACCCCAGGACGUUUUCCCGGGUUGCAACUACUUUGACGACGUGUGCUUAUCGAGGAGGGCGUCCAGCUGUAGUCAGCGUAGCUCCUCCCCACAGAUGAUGGACGACUUGCCAGAGCUUCUCAGCCAGCUGGGCUUGCUGAAGUACAUUGAUGUGUUGGAACAACAAGAGAUCGACUACCACACGUUCCUCACACUGUCUGAUGAAGAUCUGAAGGAAGUUGGAGUCUCCACCUUCGGAGCCAGACGCAAGAUGUUAAUAGCCAUCUCGGAUCUGAACAAGAGCAAGAGGAGACCUUCGGACACGCCCGGCGUCAAGUCCGGAUACCUGGAAGGCGGCGCCAGUGGUAGAUUGCCUCGCAUCGCGGACGUGGAAGUCGCGGCCUUGAGUAACCGCUGGUGAACACACUCUGAUCUUCUCCAUGAGGCACCUGGCGCUCAUUCAUUCGUGGAGUGUUCCAUCAAUCUACCAUCCAUGUUUUCAGGACGUGGGAAUCAACUGGAUUACCCGGAGAAAACGGGUAGAAUGUAUUUUAACUAAAACACAACAAAAUGCCAAUGUGCCUUACACGAAAAGCCAAAUUCCAAAGUUUUUUUUUUGGUUUUUACAAACUCUUGACAAGGAGGUCUCCUCUUACAAAUUUGUUUUUCUGUUCAAACGUCACAUUCAAGUUGAUGAUAGUUCUGAGAGGUGUUUUUUUGUUGUUGCAAAUUUGACUUUUUAUGCUUUCUCUAU
Corythoichthys intestinalis (scribbled pipefish) is the source of this 3419-nucleotide messenger RNA. RefSeq names its product bicaudal C homolog 2 (gene bicc2). The transcript is spliced from 19 exons. The coding region runs from base 411 to 3086 and encodes 891 amino acids. The record is from RefSeq and is a predicted model, not a curated record. NCBI's taxonomy places the organism in Eukaryota, Metazoa, Chordata, Actinopteri, Syngnathiformes, Syngnathidae. Gene Ontology annotation, molecular function: protein binding; RNA binding. Gene Ontology annotation, cellular component: cytoplasm.